AUGAGUUCGAAUGAAGUCAUAUCUAUCCCAACAACUUCAGUUUCGAAGGAUAAUGUUGUAUACUAUAAUGUGAAUAUUAAAAUGCCAUUAAGAUCAUCUAGUGUUCUGAGGCGGUAUUCGGAGUUCACGAGAUUAGUUGAUCAAUUAUGUUAUGAAAUAGGGAUAAAUAAUAAAGACUUUCCCUAUAAGUUACCACUGAAAGCAAGUAUCUGGUCAAUGACUAACAAAAAUGCAGUUGUUUCGGAAAGGCAAAUCGAAUUGACGAGUUUUUUGAACCAAUUGCUCAAAGAUAAAGAUUUACAAAACCAUCCUCUUGUGCAUGAUUUUUUGCAAUUGCCAGCCAGCUUUAAAGUGACAUCAAGUAUGUUUGAACGUAAGGGUAAAGAUGCUAGUAUUACUGAACUAAUAAUUCCGGACGCUCAAGCAAUUGAUUCCCAUAAGUGGCUCGAAUAUUCAAGGCUCUUUAAGUACCAUAUAAAUGACCUUCGAGACUCGUAUAACACAGCAGGGAAUAUUUCUAUGAAGGUGGAUAUUAGAGAUAAGAUUAAUAAAAUCAUUAAGCCUAAUUUGGCGCAGCUUUCGGGUUCUUUAACUAAUUUGCUCAACAACCAGAUGAUAGAUAAACGAGAAUACAACAAGCGACAAGUUCUAUUAGAGUCGCUUAAGACUGAUUUGGAUGAGUUAUUUGGUGAAUUGGAUGCCUUGAAUAGUAAGAAUUCAAACAAACAAACUUUAUUUUCAAAUAGUAGACGUGUUCUAGGUGGAGCGAAUACUGCUGACAAUGCAAAGGAAACCAAUGAAACACUUCCUCUAGAUAACCAGGAGCUUUUACAGCUGCAAUUGCAAAUUCACCUGCAACAGGAUCAGGAUGUAGCACAAUUAAGGAAAUUAAUUCAAAGGCAGAAAGAAAUCGGACAAACUAUUAAUACUGAAGUUGAAGAACAAAAUGAAUUAUUAGACCAAUUCAACGAAGAUGUGGAUAAGACUACCGAUAGAUUACAGGUGGCUAGAAAGAAAGCGAGAAAUAUUUUAUAA
Messenger RNA from Debaryomyces hansenii CBS767, 1035 nucleotides. RefSeq lists its product as uncharacterized. Gene Ontology annotation, biological process: intracellular protein transport; vesicle fusion. Gene Ontology annotation, molecular function: SNARE binding; SNAP receptor activity; phosphatidylinositol binding. Gene Ontology annotation, cellular component: SNARE complex; endomembrane system. NCBI's taxonomy places the organism in Eukaryota, Fungi, Ascomycota, Pichiomycetes, Serinales, Debaryomycetaceae. The transcript has a single exon. Bases 1 to 1035 code for a protein of 344 amino acids. The record is from RefSeq and is a predicted model, not a curated record.